CAUAAAGUUAGUUCGGAUAAACCGAACUUUUCCCGUCGUUAGCCUCGCUUACAGACACCUCCUGACUUCAAAGCUGAUCGAGUAAGAUGAAGACGCUCUUCGCAUCCUAAAUCUCAAUUCCUAUCGUUCGUCGACAUCGCCGUGAGCUCAGUUCCUAUCAUUUGCUUAUACACUGCUAUUAUACUUACACACAACAAGAACAACAACUAUUGGCUUCCGUAGUUCAUCGCUUCGGGCAAAAAUGGCAGCUUCACUUCAAUUCUUUCGUGGCUUCACAACUGCAUCUCCGCGCAACUACUUGAAUUCAGUCUCCAGUUUGUCACACAUCACAACUCGUCUCAAAUUUGCAGAUUCGGCGGUUAUACCUUCUGCAGGUGCGCCGUCGUUGAAGGUUUCCAAUAAUACAACGCCAAUUAGGGCUGUGAGCGAAGAGAGAGAAAACCAAGGAGUGUACGGCGGAGAUGCGGAGGAGCACCUGACGUGUGUGAUGAAGUUUGGCGGGUCUUCAGUGGCAUCGGCCGAGAGGAUGAGAGAGGUUGCCGAUCUCGUGAUCAGCUUCCCUGAAGAAAAGCCUGUCAUUGUUCUCUCCGCCAUGGGAAAAACUACCAACAAUCUUCUACUCGCUGGAGAAAAGGCUGUGAGUUGUGGCGGUUCGCACGUGUCUAAACUUGAUGAAUUGAGGUUCAUCAUGGACUUGCAUCUAAGGACUGUCGAAGAGCUUGGUGUCGACACUUCUGUUAUUUCUGCACACUUAGAAGAACUGGAACAGCUUUUGAAAGGAAUAGCUAGGAUAAAAGAGUUGACUCUCCGCACAAGAGAUUAUUUAGUUUCAUUUGGGGAAUGCAUGUCUACCAGAAUCUUUGCUGCGUAUUUGAAUAAGAUUGGUGCUAAAGCACGGCAAUAUGAUGCAUUUGAUAUUGGUUUUAUUACAACGGAGGACUUCACAAAUGCGGACAUCUUGGAAGCUACAUACCCAGCUGUAGCAAAGAGAUUACACAAUGAGUGGAUCCUUGAUCCUGCAAUCCCCGUUGUGACUGGUUUCCUUGGAAAGGGUUGGAAAUCUUGUGCAGUUACUACCUUGGGUAGGGGAGGAAGUGAUUUGACAGCUACAACCAUUGGUAAGGCCCUAGGUUUGCGAGAAAUUCAGGUAUGGAAGGAUGUUGAUGGUGUACUCACAUGUGAUCCAAGCAUCCAUCCACGUGCCGAACCUGUGCCAUUCUUGACAUUUGAAGAGGCAGCUGAGCUUGCAUACUUUGGUGCGCAGGUCCUGCAUCCACAAUCCAUGAGACCUGCUAGGGACGGUGAUAUUCCUGUCAGGGUCAAGAAUUCUUACAAUCCUAAGUCUCCUGGUACCCUUAUCACUAGAAGCAGAGAUAUGACCAAGGCUGUGCUAACCAGCAUAGUUCUUAAGCAGAAUGUCACCAUGUUGGAUAUAGUUAGUACUCGCAUGCUCGGUCAAUUUGGGUUCCUUGCAAAGGUUUUCUCAAUCUUUGAAGAGUUGGGCAUUUCAGUGGAUGUUGUUGCUACUAGUGAAGUCAGUUUAUCUUUAACACUGGAUCCAUCAAAACUUUGGAGCAGAGAACUAAUUCAGCAGGAACUUGACAAUGUAGUGGAAGAACUAGAAAAAAUUGCAGUUGUGAAUCUCCUGCAGCGUAGAUCAAUCAUCUCCUUGAUUGGCAAUGUGCAACGGUCUUCUUUGAUUCUAGAGAAGGUCUUUAGUGUUCUGCGGACCAAUGGAGUCAAUGUGCAGAUGAUUUCACAAGGAGCAUCCAAGGUGAACAUUUCAUUGAUAGUAAAUGAUAGCGAGGCAGAAAGGUGCGUUAAGGCCCUUCACUACACUUUUUUUGAGAGUGGUGAUGUGUCAGAAAUAGAUCUGGAUGGUGGAUUAAGAACGGCCCUGUCUCGGCGUUGAAGGUGGAAAUUUGAUGCCUGUAGUGACUUAAAAAAUUCUCUUUUACGGGGAUGUAUAUAUUGCUGGCAAUCUGUGGUAUGUUUACCUCGGCGUCAACUCUGCCUCAGCAGUCAGUUAGGCGUCUUUGCUGAAUGAUGUUUUGCAAAAUUGUGCAAAUUCUUGUUCAGAGUCCGUAUCAGCCCAUGCCAUUCUUUCUUAGGUUUUACAUUUUGUUUAGCCCCAACAUCCAUAAUGUUUUUGGCCGGUGGACAGAAAAGAGGGAAGGGAAACCUAGGAUUGCGCCUGAAUUUGUCAAGCGAUGUGGUCAGGGGAAUGAAGCUUUCCUUUUUCGUUUUGUUGGUUGUGAUGAAAAGGCAGAGACCUUACCACGGGGUGGUGGCCUAGGCGGCAUGAGAGAAGAAUGGACUUAUAAUACUAUGACCAAAACAUGGCAGAUGGCCUGUUCAAUCUCUAUGAUAUUUUGAAGGACUCUUUCAUUGUUAAAUAAGAUAAAAGAGGGGAGAUUGUUUAUUCAUUA
This is a messenger RNA of Diospyros lotus (date-plum), 2429 nucleotides long. Its product is annotated as aspartokinase 1, chloroplastic-like. Gene Ontology annotation, cellular component: chloroplast stroma. Gene Ontology annotation, molecular function: aspartate kinase activity. The transcript has 13 exons. The coding region runs from base 242 to 1912 and encodes 556 amino acids. NCBI's taxonomy places the organism in Eukaryota, Viridiplantae, Streptophyta, Magnoliopsida, Ericales, Ebenaceae. The record is from RefSeq and is a predicted model, not a curated record.